CCUUUUAACCACAAACCGAAUUUGCUUUCAUUUAGGCCAUAUAUUUUUCUUAAAUAGGUUAAAGUCAUAGAGAUUUUUUUUGUUGUUUUUUAUUUAUUUUUUUUAGUUUUCGUGUGUGGGAAUAGCAUUUCGCCCUGGAGCGGUGCGCAAUGCUUUCUCACGCCGACCUCCUGGAUGCUCGCCUCGGUGAGUUAUCAUCACCAAACUCCGGUCUCCAACUCUACUGGAUGAAGGAUGCCGCGGCGGAGCUCCUGGGCCACAGGGAGGCUCUGAAGUGCAGGCUCGGCGGCGGCGGACCUGACCCAGGACACUCCGGGGAGCUUGGACCCGGUCCGGACGGCGUGGAAGGAGCCACUAUGCUCCCCGGUGACGACAUCAGCGGCGGAACCGGAUCCAACCCGGUGCAGGUUAACAGCAAGGAGCAGGAGAAGCAGCAACAGCAGCAGCAACAGCAGAACAACAGCAGCGGGAACAACCCGAACCAGUCCGGAGGGCAACAGAGCCAGAAACAGAAGCGGCACCGGACCCGUUUCACCCCGGCGCAGCUCAACGAGCUGGAGCGCAGCUUCGCCAAAACGCACUAUCCGGACAUCUUCAUGCGGGAGGAGCUGGCUCUGCGGAUCGGUCUGACGGAGUCCAGAGUUCAGGUCUGGUUCCAGAACCGACGCGCCAAGUGGAAGAAGCGCAAGAAGACCACCAACGUAUUCAGAGCCCCGGGGACGCUUCUGCCCACGCACCACGGCCUUCCCCAGUUCCCCUCUGCAGCGGCCGCAGCGGCAGCUAUGGGCGACAGCCUCUGCUCCUUCCACGCUAACGACACCCGCUGGGCUACAGCGGGGAUGCCCGGCGUGUCUCAGCUCCAGCUACCGCCCGCCCUGGGCCGGCAGCAGGCCAUGGCUCAGUCUCUGUCCCAGUGCAGCCUCGGCGCGGGGCCUCCGCCCAACUCCAUGGGUCUGUCCAACAUGUCGUCCAACGGUUCCGGGCUGCAGUCGCACCUCUACCAACCCACGUUCCCCGGGAUGGUGCCCGCAUCCCUUUCCGGCCCGACCAACGUGACCGGCUCGCCUCAGCUGUGCAGCUCCCCGGACAGUGACGUCUGGAGAGGGACGAGCAUCGCGUCGCUGCGCCGCAAAGCGCUGGAGCACACAGUCUCCAUGAGCUUCACUUAGUGCCGGGGCUGCCGCGACAAGAGAUUUUUUUUUUCCUGCAUUUAGUUAACUUGCAUUCAGUCGGAAAAAAACAAAAAACAAAAGCAAAACCAGGAUACUUCUCCAUCUGCAGGCAACUGGCUUCUUAUUUUCCUCCUCAAAUAUAAGGAGGAGACGCGCUCUCCACCAGGCCAGCUGGCCUUUUAUCAACCACAGGGCUGGUUCCGUUUAAAGCUAUAAUUUAUUAUUUCGCAUGUGGCCUCUGUCUAUUUAUUUAUCUAUUUAAAUUAACUUAUUGUUUUGUUUGGUAUUUUAUUGGGCACGGACCCUCUGUGACUGAUUGUUUUCUUGAGGACACAUUCUGGAGAUGCUUCAGAACACAACAAGGUUGGGAAUUUCUCUUUUAGCUCCUGCCGCCAAAGGGCCAAAGGGUUGCACACUGGAAAAACAAAAAUAAACAAACAACAAAACAAACAAGCAAACAGAGAAGCACUUGCUUGGAGGUUUCAAAGACUGAGAACUUAAUUUCCCCUCCUAUCAGGAGAGAGAAAUGAUCUAAAAGGAAUCCGGAAAACAUUGACUGCAUGUCAGAAAGCAAAAUAUAAUAAAAAAAAAUGAUGAUAAAUAAAUAAAUGACACAAAAAAGGAAGAGGGAGGGGUACUUUAAUUAAGACAUGGAAGCUGACUUAACUAUAACCUGUUCUAUAGGAUGUUUUUGUGUAGCGGAAGCACUCUUGUUCCCAUUUGGUCAGUUUGUGAUAACCUAUGUUUCCAGAACUCUUUCUGUGCUUAUGAUCAAAAUAUGCCUUUCUUAAAUGUUGGAACCAUUUUGUUUCAUGGACAUGUUUAUAUCAAUUCAGUGUAAAUGAGCCAAUAAAAAUCAUUUUCAAUAAUGUCACAA
This is a messenger RNA of Cyprinodon tularosa, 2049 nucleotides long. It is a transcript of the gene otpa, whose product is annotated as orthopedia homeobox a. The coding region runs from base 150 to 1169 and encodes 339 amino acids. Gene Ontology annotation, biological process: neuron differentiation; regulation of DNA-templated transcription. Lineage: Eukaryota; Metazoa; Chordata; Actinopteri; Cyprinodontiformes; Cyprinodontidae. Gene Ontology annotation, molecular function: DNA binding; DNA-binding transcription factor activity, RNA polymerase II-specific. The transcript has 3 exons. The record is from RefSeq and is a predicted model, not a curated record.